GCCUGGCUCUGGUGGAGGGUAGCGCAGGCCGCGCCGCCCGCGUCGGGGACCCCGGCGACCUGGUGGCCCUGGCCCGGCAGGUUCAGCAGGAGUGUCCUACUGCCCACUCUCCCAGUCCAUCCCACUACUUCCUGGCACAUCGGUUUCAUUUCAGUGAUUCCCGCUCCACCCCAGGUCCUCCUGGAUAGGUCCUGCACUUCCCAGUAUGUUCUGCUUGUGCCUUCUGGGGGACGAGUUCAUCCGCGCUAACGCCUGCAGCAAGCUGACUGUCAUCGCCGAGCAGAUCCGGUCCCUGCAGGAGCAGGCACGGAAGGUUUUGGAUGAAGCCAGCAGAGAUGCUGAUCUGCACCACGUGGCCUGCAACCUUGUGAAGAAGCCAGGAAACAUUUAUUACAUGUACAGGCGGGAGAGUGGCCAGCGAUACUUCUCCAUCUUGUCUCCUAAGGAAUGGGGUACCAGUCCUCAUGAAUUUCUUGGUGCCUAUAAGCUCCAGCAUGAUAUGUCCUGGACUCCAUUUGAGGACAUCGAGAGACGAGACGCUGAAAUCAACACCUUGGACAAGUUGCUGAGCCAGCAGGCAGCACUGCCCCCGUGUAUGGAGCCCAACUUCCAGGGCCUGACCCAGUGACAUGAGUGACCACAUGGGGACCUCCAGAGCAGAGUCCCUAUGUGAGCAGGAACAGUGCCUACAUGCUGCUAAGGGCAAGGCAAGGAAGGAGACCAAGAAAACAAAAUGCUGAUGCCACCAGUACUUGCUCUGUGCUUUAGUGAGACCAAUUCUGCAGUCUGGAUUUUCUAGGGGGUUUGAGUAAUUUAUUUCUUUGACUAAAGCAAAGCUGGAACAAGAGUCAGAUAAUAGCAGGUGAAGUCAAAUCCAGGAGAGCUUGGGGCAAAAAUGCUUGAGGCAGAUGCAAUAAUGCUAUAAAAUAUGUCCUGGUUCUGGUGAAUCUCUUUGCGGCUUCCUGUGGCAGAUGAUGAUUUCAGAGCUGGAUUUUGCUCCUCAUUAAAAUGUCAAUAUUUAGGAA
Messenger RNA from Pogoniulus pusillus (Red-fronted tinkerbird), 1025 nucleotides. It is a transcript of the gene C36H1orf50, whose product is annotated as chromosome 36 C1orf50 homolog. Lineage: Eukaryota; Metazoa; Chordata; Aves; Piciformes; Lybiidae. Bases 206 to 628 code for a protein of 140 amino acids. The transcript has 5 exons. The record is from RefSeq and is a predicted model, not a curated record.